CCACUCGCUGGAGCCCGAGCCUACAUACGGAUCGACAGCUGGUUGUUGCGACACUUUGGUUCUGUAGCAUUACCACUGCCAGUGCGUGUUCUUCCUCUUCUUUCUUUCUGGAGCUUGAGGAUCUCAGAUCUUAGCGUUUCUUUGUGUUUGCGAAAUGGAUCCGUCGACGACACUGUACAACCAGCUCAAGAGCGCAGAGCCAUUUUUCUUAUUUGCGGGUCCCAAUGUGAUUGAAUCGGAGGAGCACGUCCUACGGAUGGCCAGCCACAUUAAGAGCAUCACUUCCAGGCUUGGGUUACAGCUGGUUUUCAAGUCAAGCUUUGACAAAGCCAAUCGAACCUCUUCCAAGUCGUUUCGUGGUCCUGGCCUUGUUGAAGGCUUAAAGAUUCUUGAGAAGGUAAAGGUCGCGUAUGACAUCCCUAUAGUGACUGAUGUACAUGAAACCAUUCAGUGUGAAGAAGUUGGCAGAGUUGCCGAUGUUAUUCAGAUCCCAGCAUUCCUAUGCAGACAGACAGACCUCCUAGUUGCUGCUUCCAAGACUGGAAAAAUCAUCAAUAUUAAGAAAGGCCAAUUCUGUGCUCCAUCUGUGAUGGCAAAUUCUGCUGAAAAGAUUAGAUUGGGUGGAAAUGAAAAAGUUAUGGUUUGCGAGAGAGGAACAAUGUUUGGCUAUAAUGAUUUGAUUGUUGAUCCUCGAAACUUGGAGUUGAUGAGGGAAGCUAACUGUCCUGUAGUGGCUGAUAUCACACAUUCUUUGCAACAACCAGCUGGAAGAAAGCUGGAGGGUGGUGGUGUUGCCAGCGGUGGUCUUCGUGAACUGAUACCAUGCAUUGCAAGGACAGCAGUUUCUGUUGGAGUUGAUGGAAUUUUCAUGGAGGUACAUGAUGAUCCUUUAAAUGCUCCAGUUGAUGGUCCAACCCAAUGGCCUCUGCGGCAUUUGGAGGAAUUGCUGGAAGAGCUUAUAGCAAUUGCUAGGGUUAGCCAGGGGAAGAAGCCAUUCAAAAUUGAUCUGACUCCAUUCCGCGAUUAAGGAAGACUUUUCAAGCUUUUCUCAAAGUGCCAAAUGCAAGCAAGCAAGCAAGCAAGCAAGAGAACGGCCAGUUGUGAUGAUGAUGAUGAAUGUAAGCAACUCCCAUAUUUUAAGGACUUGCUGUUCUGAAAAAGGCCACGCUGUUGUGGUAGUAAAGCUAAUUUGGCUUGUAAACCACAGGAUGCACUUGAAGCUAAUGGAGGCUUUAUGGUCUUUUCCACUUAUAUGCCCUUUGCGAGGGUUGACAACAACUCCUUAGGGAUGAGGGUUUGGUCGCUUCGGUAAGUUAUGGAGUCUAUUGAUAUUUGAACCGAAUUAAUCAAAUUUAUCUAUAACAAAAUCGUAUCGUACUAGUCUGAAACUUUAGAAUUUUGAUUUAGCAUUAUUAAUCAAAAUAACCAAAAUUAGUAAUAAAAAUAAAAAUUGAUAUUAAGAAAGUUUAAUAAAAAUUCAAGACAUUUUUUAAUUCCAAUUAUUGUAAUAAAUAUCAACCUAAGUUUAAAGUAGGAAUAAGCUCAAAUUUAGUGGUAUUUUUUUGUUGUUGUAAAAGAAUAAUAUAUUUUGGUCAAAAUUCAAAAUAUUAGUGUUAAAAUCAAGCAAAAUUAAAAAUAAUAUUUUGGAAAUUCAAAAUUGAGUUGAAUUGAAUUGAAUUAAUUGGUUCAAUUUGGGAAUCCAAUUUUAAUGGAGUAAUAGUAUUCACCCCUUACCCUUGGUCAAUUUCGCAGUCACUUCGCCAAAGGACUAUGAAUAUUCAUAUAACUUUAGAGGAGACAAAAAAAAAAAAAAAAAAACUUUUACUAGUUCACAA
Molecule: messenger RNA, 1835 nt
Organism: Diospyros lotus (date-plum)
Lineage: Eukaryota; Viridiplantae; Streptophyta; Magnoliopsida; Ericales; Ebenaceae
Product: 2-dehydro-3-deoxyphosphooctonate aldolase
Exons: 14
Coding region: 155-1027 (290 amino acids)
Biological process (GO): monosaccharide biosynthetic process
Cellular component (GO): cytosol; cytoplasm
Molecular function (GO): 3-deoxy-8-phosphooctulonate synthase activity
Source: RefSeq, a predicted model, not a curated record